Messenger RNA from Rhagoletis zephyria (snowberry fruit fly), 1350 nucleotides. Lineage: Eukaryota; Metazoa; Arthropoda; Insecta; Diptera; Tephritidae. The record is from RefSeq and is a predicted model, not a curated record.
AUGGCAACCAUCGUUAACUCGGAGAAUGGCAAGGACUAUGAUGAGAAUGAUGGCUACGCGGCCUCUUCCGACUCGGAAGAUGAGUCUUCCACCCCGCUCUCUUCGCAAGUUACCAACGGAGUUCCCGUUCCUGAGCGCAUCAAGCACCACGCAAAGCGCCCUUCGAAGAAUGGCAACCAUGUUGCCGUGCCAAGUGAUGCCUCGCCCACUGAGGCCAAUAUGAAAAAGUUCAUGAAGAACAGCCGACGCUCUCGUGGCCGCUUCGGUCGAGGCCUCGCCAAGAAAGGCGGUGCUGGCGGAAAGGGCACUUGGGGUGGAAUAUGUGAAGACUACGCUAACGACAGUGGUCUCAUGGACCCCAAGGACCCAAACUAUGACUCGGAUAACAUGGAAAACUGCAAGAUUGAGGCCAUCACUCCGGUGUUGGAUGAGGCCGAAAUUGAGCGGUAUGUGAAGCCCAUCAUCACCGAGUACUACGAACAUGGCGACACCGAAGAAGUGAUCAAUCAGCUGGAGGACUUGAACUUUGGCGAUCGCCUGCACUUGGCCGUGGUCAUCCCCACCAUCAUUGCAAUGGAGCGCAAGUCCUCUCACCGCGAGAUGACUUCCGUCUUGAUCUCUGAUUUCUACGGUCGUCUGCUGAGCCAGGAAGACAUUGAACGAGCUUUCGACGUUCUCCUGCAGCUCCUUCCUGAGCUACUCUUGGACACUCCCACUGCGGACAUUCUGCUGGGCAACUUUAUCGCCCGUGCCGUGGCUGACGACUGUAUCCCACCGAUUUACGUGCAUCGCUCCAAGGAGACGUACACCGAGAAGCCAAUGCGCACUGCCGUCGAGAAGGCUCACCAGCUGCUCUCCACUCGUCACGGUCUCAUCAAUGUGGACCAAAUCUGGGGCAUUUCCGGCGGAAUGCGCCCUGUCAAGUAUUUGAUCAAGCAGAUGCAUCUCAUCCUCGAGGAGUUUGUUACCUCAAACGUCGCAGUCGAUGCUGGUGACUGCCUCAAGGAUCUGGAGGUGCCGCACUUUCAUCACGAAUUCGUCUACGAAGCCAUUGUGAAGGCAAUUGAAGAAAGUAAGCCAAACAUAAUCGAACAAAUUUGCUCACUUCUCAAGUACUUGUACGACUCGGGAAUCAUCACUACGGACCAACUCAAAAAUGGAUUUUUGCGGGUUUUCGAGGAGAUGCCCGACAUUGUCAUCGAUGUUCCUUAUGCUUACGAGUUACUCGACACCAUCAAGAGCAAGUCUGAAAAGCUUGGCUUCUUCCCUGAAGAGUUGGAGAAGCAAAUGCCCCAAAGAGCUCGCAAGCGUUUCGUUUCGGAGGGCGAUGGCGGACUGAUCAAGAAUUGA